UCAGUAUACCCUUUUGUUUUUAUUGUAGCUCCCAAAGCUCUCACUUUUCUUUUCAUCAAGUACUCUUUCAUCUCCUUCCUCAGACGCCAAAUUCUAGUCUCCAUCUCACUGUGGUCUCACUCUCAUUUGUUGAAGGAAUGACUGGUUAAGUGGUGUAGGUCUUGUAUGGUAACAGUAUCUUAGACCGUGGGUUCCUAGCAAGUUAAUGCUUUUUCAUUGAAAAGCUAUACUGUUCAACUGCUUCCUCAGUCGCUUUCUCAUGCCACUGUUUUUGUGUAAAAGAGGCAGAUACCUGCUAGACCAAGAUUAUAAUAAAAGAGUUAGCAUUUACAAGAGAUUCCUCAACUGGGUCUACAUCAGUCAUCCCCAUAAAGCUCACUACUAUGGAUCUCACAAGUCCCGAAUACUUUCAAGCUUUUGCUUCUACUGGGGAACCAGCAUUGGAGACCAAUACGAGUCUGUAUGGGCAAGGAAAGGACAAUCUAUUUGCGGACACCUUUCAAGACCCACUUUGCAAGCUCAAUCUCAAGGAGACAUCUGAGUUUGUCAAGUCAUUUCCAAUGCCACAUGGCAGUGCGGAAUGCAGAGGGUUUCUUGAAGUUCCAACACAAAGGAGCAGAGAGGGAGUGGACUCUGUGACUCAGAGGAGAGUGGAAGCUCCUUCUACACCUGGUAGGCUAAUAUUCAGCAAUAGUAUUGGUAGUCUUGCAAAAAAGAGCUUUCCCUCUAAGUGGGAUGAUGCAGAGAAGUGGCUAAUGAGUAGUUCUUGCCAUGAAUCUCUUGCUUUUAAGCUAUCGCCAGAAUCUUCAAAGAUGCAGAAAGAAAAUGGUAACUUUAAGCACCAAAUGGAGGUAUUUGCGGAAAAAUCAAGGGUCACAGAGGAAAAAGUCUCAAAACUUGUUUCCAGCUUUCAGGGGUCUGUAGCUCUGGAUCAACACAACCCAGGAGUAACUGUUCGUGGGUUCUCUGCUUCUUCAGAUGUGCUUCUUAAAGACAAGUUAAUAGAUGAGGUAGAACCAGUUUUACCAAAUUUUAGAUACUCAGAGACAUCAAAAGAAGGAUUUCUAUUUAGAAACUCAGCUAAUGAAGUGAUGAAAGAUGUUGGUACUGAAGUUAUUCAUGAGGUAAAACACAGAGAUAUUGGGACAGAAAUGACUCCCUUGGGCAGUUCCACAACUUCUAGAUGCCACACGCCAUUCAAAAGCUCAUCGCCUGCUCGCCAUAAUACGCCUGCCAAUAGGUCAGGCCCUUUGCCACUGGGGAAUUCUGAUAGCACCAACAGUAUCAUUGACAUUUCCCAGCUUCAAGCUUGCCAUUUGGCUAAGCUACAAUUUGGGUCACAUUAUGAUUCAGUUGCAUCAAAUUGGAGCUCAAGGGAGGAAGAGGAAGAGGAAAUAUCAAAGAGCCUAAGACACUUUGAGACUGGCAUUACUUGCCGGAGAAGUGUUUCAGAUUCUAGAGCUGCUACAUGGGAGGAAGAGGAAAAGACAAAAUGCUGUCUUAGGUAUCAAAGAGAGGAAGCAAAAAUUCAAGCUUGGUUGAACCUCCAAACUGCAAAAGCAGAAGCUCAAUCAAGAAAGCUUGAGGUCAAAGUACAGAAGAUGAGAUCAAACUUAGAAGAGAAGUUGAUGAAAAGGAUGGCAGUUGUUCACAGAAAAGCUGAAGAAUGGAGAGCUGCAGCUCGCCAACAACGCCCUGAACAAACGAAGAUGAUGAUCAACCGAAGAUGCUCUAGCCACGCUUCUUGUGGUUGCUUCCCUUGCAACACAUAUCCUUGAUCUAAAAAUAAUAGAUAGAUGUAUCCCUUGCUCUUCUAAGCAAGACCCAAAUUUAUUGCAUUGUUUUUUUCCCCUCC
Manihot esculenta (cassava) is the source of this 1855-nucleotide messenger RNA. RefSeq lists its product as uncharacterized. Lineage: Eukaryota; Viridiplantae; Streptophyta; Magnoliopsida; Malpighiales; Euphorbiaceae. Bases 384 to 1778 code for a protein of 464 amino acids. The record is from RefSeq and is a predicted model, not a curated record. The transcript has 5 exons.